AUGGGGGACCUGAUUCACUGGCUCUACCUUCCCUUCGCUAUGGUUCCUGAUAGCUGGUUUGAUUUGAAUGGUGUGUGGACUGGGUCCGCCACGAUCCUUCCUGACGGCCAGAUCAUCAUGCUAUACACUGGGGACACCAGUGAUGAGGUGCAGGUACAAAAUCUUGCGUACCCCGCCAACGUGUCUGAUCCUCUUCUCCUUGAUUGGGUCAAGUAUCCGGGUAACCCGGUUAUAUUACCUCCACCCGGCAUAGCUCCUGACGACUUUCGGGACCCGACCACCGCAUGGCUCGGCCCGGAUGGUAAAUGGCGGACCUCUAUUGGGUCAAAAGUGGGAAAGACAGGAAUUUCGCUGGUUUACACAACAACAAACUUCACAAGCUAUGAGCUGGAGGAUGGAGUUCUGCACGCAGUUCCGGGUACGGGUAUGUGGGAGUGUGUGGACUUUUACCCGGUUUCAACUACGGAGCCAAACGGGUUAGACACAUCGACAAACGGACCCGGUAUUAAGCAUGUGCUCAAAGCAAGUUUAGAUGACAAUAAGCAUGAUUAUUAUGCACUUGGGACCUAUGACCCUAUAAAGGACAUAUGGACACCUGACAACCCGGAGUUGGACGUGGGUAUCGGGUUGCGGGUCGAUUAUGGAAAAUACUAUGCAUCAAAGACAUUUUAUGAUCAGUAUAAGAAGAGGAGGAUCUUGUGGGGUUGGACUGGAGAAACUGAUAGUGAAGAUACUGAUAUCAUGAAGGGCUGGGCAUCGGUUCAGGUAUUUUAUUUUCUUAAGUAA
This is a messenger RNA of Ilex paraguariensis (yerba mate), 786 nucleotides long. Lineage: Eukaryota; Viridiplantae; Streptophyta; Magnoliopsida; Aquifoliales; Aquifoliaceae. The record is from the annotation of a GenBank genome assembly.